Dothidotthia symphoricarpi CBS 119687 is the source of this 1104-nucleotide messenger RNA. RefSeq lists its product as uncharacterized. The transcript has 5 exons. The record is from RefSeq and is a predicted model, not a curated record. Bases 1 to 1104 code for a protein of 367 amino acids. NCBI's taxonomy places the organism in Eukaryota, Fungi, Ascomycota, Dothideomycetes, Pleosporales, Dothidotthiaceae.
AUGGACACGGUGUAUAUGAGGGAGAGCCGCCAGAUUGAGGUUAUCGUGAUUGCGUGGGUUAUGACAGGAGCUGCCAUCUUCGCAGUUGCCGUCAAGCUCUUCACUCGUGUACGAAUUGUCAGAGUGGUCGGAUGGGAUGAUGUUUUCAUUGUCUUCUCUCUUAUACUUAGCAUCGCUGCUUCUUCUUUCGCCCAUUAUUCAGCGCACCUGGGGUUCGGCCGACCUAUGGCCGCCGUACAAACCGAGUUCGGUCAGGACCGUUUAGUUGUGACGGCGAGAUGGCAGAUGAUUGGAUAUCGUGCUUUCAGUUUUCCCAAUAUCUCGAUCGUCAUUCUCGUCUGCCAGUUACUUGACCCGAAACCUCUACGGACACGGCUGCUAUAUGGAAUGACCAUUCUGCAAAUUCUUUUCGCAAUGAUUACAGUAGUCAUCACCUUUGUGCAAUGUACACCAACCCAGAAGUUAUGGGAUAAGACGCUGCCGGGGACGUGUUGGGAUCCGAGUAUUCUCAAUAACUUUUCGUACUGGUUGUGCGCCUAUACGACCUUGACCGACUUCGUGCUGGCGAUCGUACCAGUUGUAACCUUUUGGAAACUUCAGAUGAAGCAGUCUACUAAGUUUGGUCUGUGUGUCAUGAUGAGUCUCACUAUGCUCUCAGCCAUCGUUACGAUCGUGAAGGGUACGUACUUACACCUAUUCACCGAUGCUCCCGACAUCCUCUACGAUCCAGUACCUUUAGUUCUCUGGGGUUUGGUUGAACAAAACGCUGUUAUAAUGGCCGCUUGUGUCUCCACGAUGCGCCCGUUUUUCCACAAAUCAUGGAUUCACGGAACAAGCAGUAGACAAAGCCGACCUGCCUCGGCAAACCAGCUCACAAUCCUUUCAUUGCGGCGUAGUCAUGCAGGCCAUAGGCAAGUGGAUUCGAUCUCGAACAUCCCGCUCGAUGAAAUGGAAAACAGGGAUUAUGCAGAGUCCAGCAGCUCACAACAGAGCAUAUGCCAUACUCUUAGAGUGUCUAUGGAGCGCCAGGAGGACCCUUCAAGCAAGAUCGGCUGUGCGAGUAAGAGUGUACCCUUGGUUAUGAUGGAUGCAAAAACCCGAUGA